UCUCCCGCGCGCACGUCGUGGUAGCGCUUGUACGUGUCGAAGUCUGUACUGACGCGAGCGACGCGGUGUCCGUAACCGGUGUUCGGAAAAUUGUGCAUGUGCGUUUUCCGACGGAGGCAGUGUCUGUGCUCAUGUGAUGUGUAAUUGUUUUCUAGGAUCGAUUGCUGAGUUCUGAAGUUCACUAAAACGAUUAAGAACAAAAGUGCUUAACGCUCAAAAUUGUUAUAAACAAUUGACUUCUACGUUAUAUAAACGAUUAUUUUACCAGUCGUUAGUCGUUGUCGGGUCAAUUAAUUAGUCGUGCGCUGCGCUUUGUGCGCUUGGCGCGUGGGUGUUGGUGAGACGUCGCUUCGCGCGCGCUUAUUCGCCUGUCGCUGCCCCAGUCGGUGCUCGCCGGAGUCGCGCGACUCGGCCGGCACGCCCCGCCACAGCCGUGGAUAACCUCGGCCAGAGCCCCCUACCGGUGAAGAGGCUGCACGAAGCGCUGCAGAGUGCUCAGGCGAAGCGCCAGCGGCUCUCCCCCCCGUACCCCGCCGCACCGCCCGCCCUGCACCCUAUACACCAGCUCGCGGUGCACCAGCACAUCAAGGUGCAGCAGAGCAUCGUGCAGCAGAGCAUCGUACAGCAGCACCAGUUGACUCUGGCGCAUCAGUCGCUGCACAACCUGCAGGCGGCGCAAGCGCAGGCACAGGCGCAGCAGAGCCUUCAGGCGCAGAGCCUGCAGGUGUCGCAGGCACAGCUGCAGAGCCCACCGGGCGCGCAGCAGACGGCGACGGCCGGCGCUCUGCUCUCGCCGCAGCAGUCCUCUCCGCGGCCCGCCUCCCCGCACCACAAGAACAUGGAGCUUGCGCUGUGCCAGAGCAUGGACUCCGUCAACACCGCCACCACUGAGGAAGAGGUGCGGACGUUGUUCGUGAGCGGCCUGCCCAUGGACGCCAAGCCUCGGGAAUUGUACUUACUAUUCCGAGCAUAUGAGGGCUACGAGGGAUCGCUUCUAAAGGUCACCAGUAAGAACGGAAAAACAGCUUCGCCGGUGGGUUUCGUCACGUUCCACACCAGAGCGGGCGCCGAGGCCGCUAAGCAAGACCUUCAGCAGGGCGUCCGGUUCGACCCAGACAUGCCGCAAACGAUUCGGCUGGAGUUCGCUAAAAGCAACACGAAGGUCAGCAAGCCGAAGCCGGCAGUUGCCACAGCCGCGCCGGCCGCACACCCCGCAUUGAUGCACCCUCUCACCGGACACCUAGCGAGCCCAUUCUUCCCGGGCGGCGGCGAGCUGUGGCACCACCCGCUGGCGUAUGGCGGCGAACUGCCGGCGCUGUCGCACGGCCUCGUGCACCCCGCCAUCCACCCGCAGAUGGCACCAGUGCGCUCCUACCUCUGACUAGCUGCCGCCGAUAGGCCACACCACGUGAGUAUACCAUACUUAUUGCCGGCACCGGCGCUGGGCUCGCCGGGCGCCGCGGUGCCCGCUCCCCCCGCGCAUCCUGGCCAGGCGCAUCCUGCUCCCCCCUGCUCCACGCUCUUUGUCGCGAACCUUGGACAAUUCGUCUCCGAACAUGAGCUGAAGGAAAUAUUCAGCAGCUGCCCGGGCUUCGCGCGCCUGCGGUUGGUUGGGGGCGGCGCCGGAGGCGGCGGGGCCUGCGGGCCCGGCGGCGCCGGGGCGGGGCCCGUGGGCUUCGUGGAGUUCGGUAGCGCGGGCGACGCGGCCGCCGCCAUGGCGCGCCUGCAGGGGGCGCUGCUCCUCAGCUCGGAGGGCGCCAUCCACCUCGAAUUCGCGAGGCAUAAGUUGGCACACAACGGCUGGAUUCUCGCACACGAAGGAGCCAAAGGCGGAGAAGAGGGCGAACAACAUUAAUUCGUUCGUGGCUCUCGGCACUUGACAACCAGCUAACUGAGGGACGCGCUAUCUUGAUCCUCUGAGUGGCAUCGGAGCCGUCGCCGGAGAUGGGGCUUGCUGCUGCUACGAGCGCCCUCUCUACGGUUGAUCAGGAUCAAGAACAUUGUAUCGGCGCAGCGACUGCACGAGCGGUAGCCAAGCCUCUCAUCUCCUUCUACUUUCGUUUACAAAUACAACCGCGUCCGGGGUGUAUGUAUGUGUGUGUGUGUGGUGUAUUUUGUUGAUACCAAAUUUAGAAUAAAUUUUAUUGUAUUAUCAUUAACAUUCCAGUUGAAUUGUUUACCGUUCACGAUUAUAUUAUUUGAAAUUAUUUAAUCCCUUAGAUGUAAAGUGUUUUC
This is a messenger RNA of Papilio machaon (common yellow swallowtail), 2235 nucleotides long. It is a transcript of the gene cpo, whose product is annotated as protein couch potato. The transcript is spliced from 11 exons. Gene Ontology annotation, molecular function: mRNA binding. Lineage: Eukaryota; Metazoa; Arthropoda; Insecta; Lepidoptera; Papilionidae. The record is from RefSeq and is a predicted model, not a curated record.